Molecule: messenger RNA, 894 nt
Organism: Acanthocheilonema viteae
Lineage: Eukaryota; Metazoa; Nematoda; Chromadorea; Rhabditida; Onchocercidae
Source: the annotation of a GenBank genome assembly
AUGGCUUCUACCGGAUGUGCUAUAAGAAAUGCAUCUCACGCUGGAUCCUGGUAUACCGAUGAUCCGAAGGAACUUCAUCGUGAAUUAACAGAAUGGCUUGGCGCUGCCGAUUCACAUCAUGCUCAAUCAGCUCGUGCUAUUAUUUCACCACAUGCUGGCUACUCAUACAGCGGCAAAAUUGCAGCUUUUGCUUUCAAACAAAUUAUUCCUGAAACUGUGAGCAUUAUAUUCGUACUGGGACCGUCACAUGUGAUGUCACUGGAUACUUGCGCAUUGUCGACCUGUUCACGUUAUCGUACACCUAUAGCAAAUAUGGAAUUAAAAGAAACUGGAGCUUUUUCGUUGAUGGAUUUGCGCAGUGAAGAAGCAGAACAUAGCAUCGAAAUGCAGUUGCCUUACAUAGCAAAAAUUAUGGAAAAACAGUCGAGGAAUAGUUACAGCAUUGUGCCAGUCUUGGUAGGAUCGCUUUCACCAUCAAAACAAGCCAGUUAUGGAAAAAUAUUUAGCAAGUAUCUGUCAGAUCCAAAGAUAGUAUUUGUCAUCAGUUCCGAUUUUUGUCACUGGGGAAGUCGAUUCCACUUUAUGCCACACGACAGUAAUACUAAUGUACCAAUAUAUGAACAGAUUGCUGCUAUGGACAAACAGGGAAUGGACGCAAUUUCUAGCCUUAGUCCAACCGCAUUUGGCGAGUAUUUAAAGAGGACGCAAAAUACGAUUUGUGGCAGAAAUCCAAUAAGCGUUAUUCUUUAUGCAGCAGAAUAUUUUCGUCAAAUGAACAGCUAUCGAGGAGAAUUCGUAUUUCUGAAAUAUGCACAGUCUAAUCAGAGCCGCAGCCUGAACGAUUCCUCAGUUUCGUAUGCAGCUGGUGCUCUUUUCAUUAAUCCAAGAGAAUAA